UUACGGAUCGUCGUUUCUCGCUCGCGCGUUGAAGUUUUUACGGAAACGUCGCCGCGCGAGAAGAGAGUGUCCGACUUGUUUCGAUCUAUACUUCGCGACGCCGUGGACCUGCCUCGAAAUAAUACAAUGAACGUGAUCGGCAGAUUAUGUCAAUUGAGGCCAACGUUGCGAGGUUGCAGAAAUUUAUACCUUACACACGAUAAAAAUGCAUACGAAGGACCUGGUAAAACCACCGUGACGUUCAUCAGUAAGGAGAUGGGCUCUCAAAUCUACGUGAAUCAUUGUGACCAGAUAGGAUUCAUGUUGAAUACCGGUAUAAAAAUAUUGGGGCCAACAAUUCUCUUUCCCAAACAAGCUAUCUGCUGGAACAUUCAGUCUGGCAAGUACAUAAACGAGGCGUCGCUUUCGUUAUUCACUGUCCUCGAGCCAAAGCCUGAUCUCUUGGUCAUUGGAUUGGAUGAUCAGUAUGAUUUUGCUUAUAUGAAAAGUCUUCGAGAAUGUGUACACAAGCUUGGAAUCAAUACGGAAAUACUUUCCGUAUACAAUGCAUGCACGGUGUUCAAUUUCGUCAAUGAAGAGAGCAGAUUCGUCGUUGCAGCAUUGAUACCGCAAAAAGCAUUUAAACGACCACUGAAAUUACCACGGAGUGAACCUGCGAAACAAAUAACGGACUCUGAUAGUGCUAAAAACAGCAAAACAGACAGUGUAAAAACAGAAAGUAUAAGAAAUCGAUAGAACAUAUAUGUGACAAUUUGG
Molecule: messenger RNA, 756 nt
Organism: Mycetomoellerius zeteki
Lineage: Eukaryota; Metazoa; Arthropoda; Insecta; Hymenoptera; Formicidae
Product: NADH dehydrogenase [ubiquinone] 1 alpha subcomplex assembly factor 3
Exons: 4
Coding region: 127-735 (202 amino acids)
Biological process (GO): mitochondrial respiratory chain complex I assembly
Cellular component (GO): mitochondrial inner membrane
Source: RefSeq, a predicted model, not a curated record